UAGCAAGAAGCUGAACUUCAUCUAUUGGUGCGCUUUGGAUGAUGCAUUCUGUUUUAAUGAGAUUAAAGGCUUAAUGCGGAUAAAAGAUCUGUAUCUGUUUGGUGAACCUGCAUUCUAUGCAGAGGUUUCAGUUUGAUUCACAGAGGGACAGAGAGAGAACUAUGAUCUCUCUGACAGAUAAAAGCAUUUGACUUCCUUAAGUACAUUUUCUUUUUAUAACCUGUCCAAAAUGAUUGGAGCACAUUUCUUUCUGUUUUCUGUUCUGAUCGUGUUCAGCAUAUCUGCUGAGGAAAUAUUUCAGCCAACCCUCGUGUUGGACAUGGCUAAAGUCCUCCUGGAUAACUACUGCUAUCCUGAAAACCUGGUGGGAAUGCAAGAAGCCAUUGAGCGAGCCAUCAAGAGUGGGGAGAUCCUGGACAUUUCUGAUCCAAAAAUGCUGGCCAGCGUCUUGACAGCUGGAGUGCAGGGUGCUCUGAAUGAUCCAAGACUGGUAAUUUCCUAUGAGCCAUCAGCUCAUGCAGCUCCUAAACAAGAAGCUGAAACUUACCCCACUCGGGAACAACUCCUGAGUCUUAUUGAGCAUGUAGUCAUAUAUGAUAAGCUGGAGGGAAAUGUUGGCUACCUGAGGAUUGAUUAUGUCAUAGGACAGGAAGCUGUGGAGAAAGUUGGAGCUUUUCUAGUGGACAAGGUAUGGAAGACACUGAUAAAUACAUCUGCCUUGGUGAUAGAUCUUCGUUACAGUACUGGAGGACAGAUCUCUGGAAUUCCUUUCAUUAUCUCAUACUUGCAUGAAGCAGACAAGAUGCUACAUGUUGAAACUGUAUACAAUCGGCCCUCCAACACCACUGAAGAGAUAUGGACGUUGCCAAAAGUGUUGGGAGAGAGAUACAGCAAAGACAAGGAUGUCAUUGUUUUGAUCAGUCAACACACCACAGGAGUGGCUGAAGAUGUGGCUUACAUCCUGAAGCACAUGAACAGAGCUAUCACUGUUGGGGAGAAGACAGCUGGGGGUUCUCUGGACAUCCAGAAGUUCCGUAUUGGUCCUUCUAAUUUCUAUAUGAUGGUUCCUGUGUCGCGAUCUGUCAGCCCCUUGAGUGGGGGUGGACAGAGCUGGGAGGUGAGUGGGGUGAUGCCAUGUGUGGCUUCUGAGGCAGAGCAAGCCUUGCAGAAAUCUUUGGACAUUCUGGCAGUGCGCAGAGCUGUGCCUGGCACCUUAAGUCGUCUCACAGACAUAUUAAAGGACAAUUACAGCUUAGUGGAGCGAGUGCCAGCGCUGCUGCGGCACCUUGCUACCUCUGACUUCUCUUCUGUGCAGUCAGCAGAGGACCUGGCCACCAAGCUCAACAGUGAGAUGCAGACCUUAUCUGAGGACCCUCGUCUGUUGGUCCGAGCCAUGAUGCCUGGUGAAGCUGCUGCCCCUCCUGCUGAGAUGCCGAUUGCAAUGGCAGCCAAUUUGCCUGAUAAUGAGCAAUUGCUGCAUGCCUUGGUGGAUACUGUCUUCAAGGUGUCAGUGUUGCCAGACAAUGUGGGCUAUAUGCGCUUUGAUGAGUUUGCUGAUGCCUCUGUUCUUAUUAAGCUGGGACCUUACAUUGUAAAGAAAGUUUGGGAGCCCCUCCAAAAUACGGAGAACCUGAUCAUGGAUCUACGUUACAACCCUGGUGGCCCUUCCUCCUCUGCUGUGCCUGUGUUAAUCUCUUACUUCCAAGAUCCUACUGCUGGCCCUGUCCAUCUCUUUACAACCUAUGACAGGCGCACCAACCAUACAGAAGAGCAUAACAGCCAGGCAGAACUACUGGCCCAGCCCUACGGAGCUCAGCGUGGUGUCUACGUGCUCACCAGCCGCCACACUGCUACAGCUGCUGAGGAGUUUGCUUACCUCAUGCAGUCACUUGGCCGUGCCACACUGAUCGGUGAGAUCACAGCAGGUAGCCUCUCACAUACCCGUACCUUCCCUCUGUUGCAGCCUGAGCAAGGAAUAACCCGUGGCCUAACCAUCACAGUCCCAGUUAUCACCUUCAUUGACAACCAUGGGGAAAGCUGGAUGGGUGGAGGUGUUGUGCCUGAUGCCAUAGUGUUGGCUGAGGAUGCACUGGAGAAGGCGGAAGAGGUGCUAGCUUUUCACAGGAAAAUGGGGAUGCUUUUGGAGAGUACUGGGCAACUUCUAGAGGCUCACUAUGCCAUCCCAGAAGUGGCUGAAAAGGCCAGUGUUAUGCUCAACACCAAACGAGUUCAAGGAGGUUAUCGAUCAGCUGUAGACUUUGAGACAUUGGCUUCCCAGCUUACCAGUGACUUGCAGGAAGCAUCAGGAGAUCAUCGCCUUCAUGUUUUCCACAGCCAUGUGGAACCAACACCAGAAGAACAGCUUCCCAACAUGAUUCCCAGCCCUGAGGAACUCAGCUAUAUCAUUGAGGCACUCUUCAAAAUUGAGGUAUUGCCUGGCAACCUGGGAUACCUUCGCUUUGAUAUGAUGGCUGAGGCAGAAACUGUAAAAGCAAUUGGACCUCAGCUGGUGCAGAUGGUCUGGAACAAGCUGGUUGACACAGAUGCCAUGAUUAUUGACAUGAGAUACAAUACAGGUGGCUACUCCACUGCUGUCCCAAUACUGUGCUCCUAUUUCUUUGAGCCUGAACCUCGUCAACACCUCUAUACUGUCUUUGAUCGUAGCACCUCCCACAGCACAGAGGUGUGGACUCUCCCCAGGGUUACUGGCAAGAGAUAUGGCUCCCUGAAGGACAUCUACAUCUUAACAAGCCAUAUGAGUGGCUCAGCAGCUGAAGCUUUCACUCGUUCUAUGAAGGAUCUACAUCGGGCCACAGUUAUUGGUGAGCCCACAGUAGGUGGCUCCCUCUCAGUGGGUAUUUACCAAGUUGGCAACAGUUCCUUAUAUGCCUCCAUCCCUAGCCAAGUGGUGCUCAGCCCAGUCACUGGCAAAGUGUGGAGUGUGUCUGGAGCAGAGCCACAUAUCACCAUUCAAGCAAGCGAAGCCUUGGCUGUAGCUCAGCACAUUGCCAGCCUGCGUGCCCAGGUGCCCCAGAUGGUGCAAACUGUGGGUAGGCUUGUGGCAGAAAACUAUGCUUUUGUAGACACUGGGACUGAUAUAGCAUCCAACCUCACCAAGAGUGUCAACAAUGAAAAUUACAAAAGGAUUAAUUCAGAAAAGGAGCUGGCCAGGAAGCUGACUGCAAUCUUGCAAGCUCUUUCUGAUGAUGAACACCUGAAAAUACUCUACAUUCCUGAACAUGCCAAAGACAGCAUUCCAGGGAUUGUACCAAAACAGAUCCCUUCCCCAGAAGUUUUUGAAGAUCUGAUUAAAUUUUCAUUCCACACAAAUGUAUUCGAAAACAACGUCGGCUAUCUGAGAUUUGAUAUGUUUGGAGACUGUGAACUUCUAAACCAGGUGUCUGAUCUACUGGUAGAGCAUGUUUGGAAGAAAAUUGUUCACACAGACGCAUUAAUCAUAGACAUGAGGUACAAUAUUGGAGGUUACACCAAUUCCAUACCAAUCUUAUGCUCAUAUUUCUUCGAUGAAGGACAUCAGGUUCUACUGGACAAAGUUUAUGACAGACCUAGUGACUCAGUAAUGGAAAUAUGGACCCAGCAACAGCUCAGAGGAGAGAGGUAUGGCUCCCAGAAAGGAGUUAUAAUCCUCACCAGUGCUGUGACAGCUGGGGCUGCUGAGGAGUUUGUCUUCAUAAUGAAGAGGCUGGGCAGAGCUCUCAUCAUUGGGGAACAGACCAGUGGUGGGUCCCAUUCCCCGAAGACAUACCAAGUAGAUGAUACCAACUUCUACAUCAUCAUCCCCACAGCAAGAUCAGUCAUCUCUGCAGAGAGCACUUCUUGGGAAGGGAAAGGGGUGUCCCCUCACAUGGAAACACCAGCAGUAACAGCCCUCAUCAAAGCAAAGGAGGUGCUCGGUGCUCACCUGCACAGCUCAAGAUAGCCCAACAGGGGCAUGUGCUUCUUGAAAAAGUAGGUAGCUGUAAUUUUCAAGGAGCCUGAGGGACUUGCACUCUCAUGAGCUGAACCAAAAAUGGGUUUUGGAGCCCAGAGCCAGACAGUUCUAAUUUCAAUAACUAGUGCAAAAUUGAGACUACAAAUAACUAACAAGCUGUAUAUGUGUAUGCGUGCAUGUGAGAGGAUCAGAAGGGUACAGGUGUUUCUCUAUAUGUUACCUAUUUGUUUAAUGCCCAAGUACUCUGUUCCAUUAUGAGAAAUCAUUUCUGCUACCCAAAACAAUUCACAAGCCUCAGGAAUUAUGCUGUUAUGGACAGCAGAAGUGGAUCUGAGUUCCUAGCAGGAGAGGGAGACUUCACAAUGGAAUCUCAUUUCUUGAAUGAGCUUUUUGAUCGUCUUUUUCCUUGGGGAAGAAAGCCAUCUCUCCUAGAAAGGAGUGGGAACUUGAGUUCAAUUUCAGUAGUGAGUUCUUCCCUUACAUAGUUCUAAGUGACUCUGCUUUUAACAUGCUAGUUUUUUACCCCAUUCUGAGGAACUCAGCUCUUUCUGGGCAUGGUUAAGAUAAUUGGAUAUAUUGGUGGAUUCCUCUCCUGUGGUCAAAUAUAAAUGUUAGUUAUUGCACUGUCUGGUUUUUCCUAAGAUUUAGCUCCAAAUUAGAGAGAUUUCCUCUGAGCUGUCAGUAUUGAAGGCACGUGAACCACCUUAAAGCAUUUACACAGAAGUAGAAAAGACAUACCUUCUCCUUAUGGAAAAUGUGCACAUUCUUUUUUAUCCAUCUGAAUGAAGAAUGAACAGUAGUUUUGAGGGUUUGUUUUCCAAACUUCAAGACUUAAGUAUCUUCUCCAUUUCUUCAUUAGAUGUACCAGUGUAAGAGAAACUGCUGAUCACAGCCUGAACCUCUGAUUAACCAUCUGAGGCAACUGACAGGUCAGCUGCAGGAGCACGGGUGAAAGUAAUUC
Molecule: messenger RNA, 4913 nt
Organism: Coturnix japonica (Japanese quail)
Lineage: Eukaryota; Metazoa; Chordata; Aves; Galliformes; Phasianidae
Gene: RBP3
Product: retinol binding protein 3
Biological process (GO): proteolysis
Cellular component (GO): cone matrix sheath
Molecular function (GO): retinol binding; serine-type peptidase activity
Source: RefSeq, a predicted model, not a curated record